AUGGCGGAGCUGAUCAAAAAGGAUGCCGAAGCUCCUCUGCGCUUCGAAAGCUCUUCUGCCCUGGCUUCUCACUCCUGGGUCAGCAAGAAUCUGAGCCGCUCGUUUCCUUCAAGCGAAGUGAGGAAUAGCCCAAUGAAGUGGGCAGACUGGAUUGACAGGCUCCUUCCAAGGUAUGGAGCUCACUGGAGGAGGGCUGGCAUAUAUGAUCCAUACUUCUGUCCAAGCAGUCUAUCAAUAGGGACGAGAACCUCCUAG
This is a messenger RNA of Prunus armeniaca (apricot), 255 nucleotides long. The record is from the annotation of a GenBank genome assembly. NCBI's taxonomy places the organism in Eukaryota, Viridiplantae, Streptophyta, Magnoliopsida, Rosales, Rosaceae.